AAAAAUAGGGAGAUUAUAUCAAUGGGAUAUACAAAGCCAACUGCCAAAAACUGAAUCAUAUUUAUGUUCCAUUCCCACCAUAGUUUCAAAGGAAAAUAGAGCUUUUCAUAUUACCAUUUUAUAAUCGAAUUCCUACUCCCUUAUGAGUUCCUGUAAAAUUCAAGACUUCAGCUUGCUGCCGCCGGGGUUCGUUGAUCCAGAACAAACAUCUCCCAUUUGGAACAACAAGGCUGACAAUGCAUGGCAGCUCACAGCAGCCACCAUGGUCGGUCUACAAACCGUUCCCGGGCUGGUCAUUCUCUAUGGCAGCAUGGUGAAGAAAAAAUGGGCUGUCAACUCUGCCUUCAUGGCCCUCUAUGGCUUUGCAGCAGCGCUUGUCUGUUGGGUUUUGUGGGCACAUCGUAUGGCAUUCGGCAAACGUUUGUUCGGGAUCGUUGGUAAGCCCGGCCUAGCUCUGUCUGAGACCUACCUUCUUUCACAGUCUACACAAGGCUGUUUUCCGAUGGCUGACUACGUGUUUUUCCAGUUUGCUUUCGCUGCCAUUACUGUAGUGUUGCUUGCCGGGUCCUUGCUGGGAAGGAUGAAUUUUGGAGCAUGGAUGCUUUUUGUUCCAAUGUGGCUUACUCUUUGUUAUACUGUGGGGGCAUUUUGUAUAUGGGGAGAUGGGUUUAUUCAGAAGUACCUAAUUGACUAUGCCGGCGGCUACGUCAUUCAUCUUUCUUCUGGGGUUGCUGGAUUCACUGCUGCUUACUGGGUAAGUAACCUGCAAAACAAGUUUUUACUUUCUCCAUAUCUUUGAUAGUAACGACAGCGACUGAUUUGGUGACCAUGCCCGCAGGUCGGGCCACGACACUCCCAUGACAGGCAGAACUUCCCACCAAACAACAUACUCCACAUGGUUGGAGGUGCAGGGUUUCUUUGGCUGGGUUGGACUGGAUUCAAUGGAGGAGCUCCAUUUGCAGCGAGUCGUAUUACAUCACUGGCCAUUUUGAACACACAUGUUUGCACCGCAACAAGUCUCUUGAUCUGGGUUUCAAUGGACAUCAUAGUAUACAAGAAAAGCUCUGUGAUUGGUGCAGUUCAAGGGAUCAUCACUGGCCUUGUUUGCAUCACUCCUGGGGCAGGGCUUGUGGACACUAUCGCAGCCGUGGUGAUGGGUGUUCUUGCUGGUUUGGUUCCAUGGUACACCAUGAUGGUGCUGCAUAGGAGGUUGGCAUUCCUUCAGUGUGUUGACGAUACUCUGGGCGUCUUCCACACACAUGCUGUAGCUGGUUCCAUGGGGGGACUCCUCACAGGCUUCUUUGCCAAACCCAGCCUUCUGAAAAUGUUGUAUCCAGAUUCCCUAUACGGACCAGGCUUCCUGUAUGCCAUCUCUGAUAAAAAGCUCAAAGACGGCCUCAAACAAAUCGGCAUCCAGUUCGCAGGAGCAGUGUUUAUUACCCUCUGGAAUGCCAUAUUUACCAGCAUUAUAUGUUACCUGAUUAGCCAUAUUGUUAACUUAAGGAUGAAAGAAGAGGACCUGGAGAUUGGUGAUGAUGCAGCUCAUGGAGAAGAACCCUACGCGUUGUGGGGUGACGGUGAAAAGAUGCCAUCUUCAUUUCGUCUUCCACACACACCUAGGUUUCCUUCAUUAUGCAGGUGGGAUUAGGAGUACCAGAUUUUGCAGUAAUUCUUGCUGCUGCUGCAGUCACUCCGGCUCGGGAGUCUUGAGGCAGCAUUUCUGUAAAUACACCUCACCAACAGGAAAAUAAUAACUGUAUUCAUUGUGUAAUGGAAGUUACAAUAUAAAAAUACGAAUUAUUCUCCACCUAGCUACAAUCAGAGAAAUUUUCAAGCACUUUCCCCACUUCAAUAUAUUUUGCAUCUCCUCAUGCUUGUGAAGGGAUAUCAUUUUUUUAUGAGAGA
Cucumis melo (muskmelon) is the source of this 1905-nucleotide messenger RNA. RefSeq names its product ammonium transporter 2 member 3-like. Gene Ontology annotation, biological process: ammonium transmembrane transport. Gene Ontology annotation, molecular function: ammonium channel activity. NCBI's taxonomy places the organism in Eukaryota, Viridiplantae, Streptophyta, Magnoliopsida, Cucurbitales, Cucurbitaceae. Gene Ontology annotation, cellular component: plasma membrane. The record is from RefSeq and is a predicted model, not a curated record. The transcript is spliced from 2 exons.